CCUGGGGAUCAGGGUCCACUGGCCAGCUGACAGCGGCACCUCGACCGCCAGCCGGGCGCCCGUCACGAGCGCGAAACUCCAAACACGCCUACAAACAGCAUCACCAGAGGCCGCUGUGACGUCGUCUCCAGUGGCCCGCUUGGCCUGUUCCAGUGCCACACCAGCGAACAGGAACCCCCCCGUGCGUGCCUGGCCCAGUCUGGCGGUCGCCGACCUGCAGCCGCCCAUGCGCUAGCCGAGCCUCACCAGCUGGUGACGACCUCCGUUAUCAGGCAUCCCUCUCGCUUGCCCGUCGCCCUGUCUUACCCAUCUUUUGUAACCUCUGCACGCUCCCAACAACACGUCGACGUCCGACCUCCCGCUCGUCUCGUUCCACCUCCUUCCGUCGCCGGCAACCACAGCGCCGCAUCGUCCGGGACGGGAGAUGUCUCGGGAUGGCUACCCACGUCUUGAUUGCCCAUACGGGCCAGCGACUCGAGGUCGACACAGCGCAGUUCUCCAGCCUCGAUGACUUGAAGGUCUGGGUCGCCCGAAACAGCUCCGUAUCCCUCCAGCAUAUGGUGGCUCUGACGCCCCAGGGACGCACCCUCAAGUAUGCGAGUCUCCAUGCCGAGAAAGAAAUCUACAUCUACGACAUCCGAGUCACCCAGCAGCAAACAGCGUCUACUGUGGCGUCGCCGUCGCUCGUUUCCGAAACGCCCGCACCGCGCCGCCUCUCCAUCCCCACAGCACCAAACUCUAUAGAUGACGUCCAGGCCAUCACAUCAUGGCAGCACCUUUACGAGGAACGCCGCAACUGGGCCGUGCGGCUCACGGAAGAGUGCGCUCGCUUGAGCGAUGCUGCCACUGCGCGCUACGAUGAGAUGGACGUCAUGAUCAAGUGCUUGGACGCCGCCGUUACUAAUCUCGAGCUGAGCGUAAAGCAGAUCGAGCCCAAGUAUAACGAGCUGAAGAAGUGGGUAGAGCCAGCUUUAGCAGAGCAUGGGCAGCUCGCUGCAUCCUGGGAGCAAUACCUGGCGCUCGCCCGCAAGACCCCGGUCUCGCCCGCCAUGGUCAAGUUCAUGACGCGCGGCGAAGUCACCAAGACUAAUGUCACUCUAGAGGACCUUGUGGAGCUGGAGACGGCGAAGAAAGCUGGUAAGCUGGCAGCUACCGCCCAACGACGGUUUAGCGACAAAGCCGCCGAGCUAGACAAGAUGGCAACACAAAUGUACCGCGGCCUCGAGGGGCUGGCCUCCGACUUUGAGCAACUCAUGAGUCGGUCAGCCUUGGCGCACAGCACCGACGCCAUUCACUUGCUCCAUGACAUCGAGGCCGUGGCCAGUCAGAUCGACUCCGACUACAAGACCGCUCUCGGCUACGCCGGGUCGCAACGGGAUCUUGCUCAGGCAUCUAAGACAGCCUCGAACCACACGGAGCGACUGGUGCCCUCUCUUAAGAAGCGAGCCAAGGAGAUGGACGAGAUAGUGCAGUACGUCACUGAUGCCCGCAAUGCUAUCGCCCGCGAGUCCGUCAUCCACAUGCGGACGACAACGGACGUCACUGCCCUCUAUAGCAGCGUUCGCAACCAGAUCAACGUUUUGAACCAGUCCGAGGACGACCUGACAACGUUUGAUUACCUUCGUCUCAUCCAUCAGCUUCCGUACAUGUACGCGUCGUUUGCCGUCGAGGCCAUUCGGCGCCGAGAGUGGGUCGACAAGGUCAAGACGGACUCGUCGACACUCGCAAACGAGAUGGCGCUAUUUCAGGACGAGGAGUCAAAGAGACGGCGACGAUGGCAGAAGAUGGUCGGCAGUAUGUACGGGCCGUCGUCCGAGAUCAGCGUUGUCGGCCUUGAAGUGAACUUGCUGGGCGAGGACGUGCCGUGGCCUGCACUCGCAAAAGACGAGCUGGACGCCUUUGUCCAGCACCUGCAGGAAAGUGAUGUCGACCCUGUCAUCCUCGAAGAUGUUACCAAGCUCAUCCAGGAGCUCAACAACCCCACGAAGCAGCAGUCGAAGCGGCUAAAGGCAUUCAAGAACGGCAGCGUCCACGAGGCGGCACUGGGCCGAAGCGGUCUGCUGAUUCGCGGUGAUGAUGAUCUCCUCCGCACGUUGCAAGACGACAAAACCAAGCUGGAGAGCAAGCUCAAGACGGCAGAGAGUCGGGUGCGGAGACUGGAGGACCUUUUGCACAGGCAGAGUCAGACCUCCCGCCCCGGAAACCUGUUUCAGCCUCAGAAGAACCAGCCGCACGAGAGGCAAGACUCGAUUUCGUCCGUCAAGUCGGGUCGCCCGGAUGACCGCCGAAUGUCUUCUGACGGCGCCGAUCCGCUGCUGCGGAAGAUCACUCAGCUCGAAAACGACUUGCAGGAGGAGAAGCAGCGCUCUGCACAAUUUGAGAGGGAGCUCAACGCCCGCAGCACUCAGCACGCCGAUAUGGAAUACCAAAUUCAGGAAGUCAACUCGACCAAGAAGGACCUUCUCGAGAACAUGGAAGCUCUCGAGAGGGAGUUUAUGGACGAAAGAAAGUCAUUGGAAGACGAGAUCAAGACUCUCAAAGCUCGCCUCGAAGAUACGGAGGACGAGAUUGAGCACUUUGGCGAGUCGCGAGAAAACGAAAAGGCGACCUAUGACGAGAAGGUGCGCGCGCUCGAGGCCGAAGUUGAACGCCUCACGAGGGAACGCGGCGACGACGUCCUCAAGGCUCAGGGUCAAGUGGAGUUCCUGCGAAAGGAGGCGCAAAUGCAACGCGACCGCCUCGAAGCGUCGGAGCGCCAGGUACAAGUGGUGGCUGAGCAAAACCGCUCCGUCUCGCAAGAAUUGGGCGAGGCUCGCGAGACGAUCGAGGUGCAGGAUCAGGCACUGCGAAAACUGCACGAGAAUAUGGCGCCCGAUGCAAGCGUGCCAGCGGACUUGAUAGACCUAACUGACUCGCUUCAGUCGCACGCGACGGGGCUCCUGGCCAAGCUGGGCAAUGCCGAGAGCGACCUGGCUGUAGCCAGGCUAGACCUUGAGCAAGCCUUGAAUUCACUCAGGGACAGCAAAACAGAAAUGGCCAGUGUCAACUGCAAGCUGGCGGAGGAAGAAGAAGCAGCCCUGCGCCUGCGCGAGACAGUGGCCGAAGAGAAGGCCAAGGCUACUGCUCUCGAGGGCGAGGUCUCUGAAGGGCGAGAACAGCUGGGCCGCCUGCGCGCGCAGCUCUCGGACGGGGCUUCGGGUUCCGAGACGCUACAGAAGAGGCUCGAGGACGAGGAAAGGAAAGUCGCCUGCCAGGCGGAAGAAUUAGCCACGCGCCAGUCGCAGGUCGGCAGCCUCGAGGAGGAACUCCACAUGGUGAAGCAGAGGGUCGAGUUCGUGCAGAGCAAGAUGAGCGCCAUGUCAGCGCAGUACGAGGCUCGCGACGGACGGACCAAGGGCCUGAGCCAGCGACUGUACUCACAGAACGACCGCCUCACACGUCUACUGGAGCGCAUCGGAUAUUCGGUCACGCGGCAAGGCGGCGAGAUGGCCAUCAACAAGAUCCCCCGGUCGGAGAGGAGCACGCAGAACCCCAAUGACUCGUCCGAUCCAGGAUCCUCGCUUCGUCGUUCGGCAAGCCUGGGCGUUCAGCAGAUGACUGACAGCGGGGACCUCGAGCCGCUGUAUUGGAUAGACGGAAGCGAUGGCUCGACUGAGGCCGAGAAAUACGAGCACUUCAUGCAGACGCUCGGCUGCUUCGACCUAGACCUGUUCUCCGAGACGGUGUACCUCAGGAUCAAGGAAGCUGAGCACAAGGCCCGCAAGUGGCAAAGAGAGGCGCGGGGCUAUCGCGACCGGGCUCACGCAGCACAAAAGGACGCGCACGACAAGAUUGCCUUUAGGCAUUUCAAGGAGGGCGACCUGGCGCUAUUCCUGCCGACGCGUAACCAGCAGGCCGGGGCGUGGGCGGCGUUCAACGUGGGGUUCCCGCAUUACUUUCUUCGGGAGCAGGAUGCGCAUCGGCUGCGGCACAGAGAAUGGCUCGUUGCCCGGAUCUCACGGGUACAGGAGCGGGUCGUUGACUUGUCCAAGAGCCUUCAGCCGGCCAACGAUGCCGAGUCGGUCAACGACGACGAGAACGACAAUCCGUUCCAGCUGUCGGACGGGCUGCGAUGGUACCUUAUUGAUGCCCACGAGGACAAGCCGGGAGCCCCAUCCACGCCCGGCAUGGGCAAGUCGACGGUGGCGGCCAACACUGUGGAGGCGACGGCGGACAUUCAGUCGCACGCGGGCAAGGGCAAGGGCAAGAACCGCGACAGCGUGGCCAGCAUCGAGGGAAUCAAUAGGACGCUGUCGAAGAGCCUAGACAGUCGACGCAGCAGCUCAAACUCCAAGAAGGCUUUGCCGUUGGCAAUCGGAGGGGGCGCCGGCACGGCUUUACUGAAGAAUAGCGCGCUAGCUAGCGAGACUAACUCUCUGCGAGCGGCAGCGACGGACACGCCGGCGGGCACGAGCCCUGCGCAGGCGAGCCUCCUCUCAGCGAGCCUCGCGAACCCCGCCGAGCAGCCGUGGCCGGCGCCCCGAUCGGUGCCGGGCGAGAGCUCGGUUCAGGGCAGCCCGGCACCCAAGUCCCCUGAGCCACGUGCGCCACUGCAGCGUGAGGAGUCGGCCGGAAGUCCCAGCAAGAAGUCGGUGCUAUGGGAUUCGUUGUGGAGCGUGGACUAUAGCUACGAGAGCCCGUCGAAGAGGGCGUGAACGCGGAGAAUCGCGCGGCGGGGGCUGGUAGUGAGUGGUGCAUGACCCCACGACUGAGUGCUUAGAAAGGCUCCCCGAGGAAGGAAGAGGCUAUACUUGAUACCCCGUACUUGUGGAAGAGUGCUGCUGGAGGCAGCCUCGAUUUGGGUGGGCGAGUUGGGCGUUGGCUUUUGAGCCUUGUUCUCAGCAUCAUGGCAACAAGCAAGCAUGCGAGGGCGCUUUUCUUUUUCUUUUGGGAUUGCUCUGUCUUUAUAGGUUGCAUUCUGUACUUCGUAUGGUAUUCUGCGUGGCCCUAUUAGGUGAUGGGGCACGUAGCUGAAGAGCGAGAAGGAAAUACGGAUGAUUCGACAUCGGAGCGACAUGUGCUCUAUGAGGUACUUCGUACUUACUGAUGCUUUGACACCCUUGCAUUAUCGGCGCAUCCGACUUUUGUAGGCACCUUGGUGUGUGCGGGUUCCUAGGGGCAUCCAUGGAUCUCUUUAAACACUGAGCUGACUUGAGUACGACCAGCCAGGUACCGUAUGAGGAUUUCAGCUCGUAUGCGACGUCAGGC
Messenger RNA from Purpureocillium takamizusanense, 5247 nucleotides. RefSeq names its product oligomeric, coiled-coil, peripheral membrane protein (gene ATG11). Gene Ontology annotation, cellular component: phagophore assembly site membrane; extrinsic component of membrane; Atg1/ULK1 kinase complex. Gene Ontology annotation, molecular function: molecular adaptor activity; protein kinase binding. The record is from RefSeq and is a predicted model, not a curated record. Lineage: Eukaryota; Fungi; Ascomycota; Sordariomycetes; Hypocreales; Ophiocordycipitaceae. Gene Ontology annotation, biological process: autophagy of mitochondrion; positive regulation of protein phosphorylation; piecemeal microautophagy of the nucleus. Bases 435 to 4694 code for a protein of 1419 amino acids. The transcript has 4 exons.